Molecule: messenger RNA, 3415 nt
Organism: Peromyscus eremicus (cactus mouse)
Lineage: Eukaryota; Metazoa; Chordata; Mammalia; Rodentia; Cricetidae
Gene: Tkfc
Product: triokinase and FMN cyclase
Exons: 18
Coding region: 1262-2998 (578 amino acids)
Biological process (GO): glycerol catabolic process
Cellular component (GO): cytosol
Molecular function (GO): ATP binding; glycerone kinase activity
Source: RefSeq, a predicted model, not a curated record
GGAGGCCGCAGUACCCGGAUGAGAGCGACGGUUAGGGUACGCAGGCGGGACGGCCUCCAGCUAGUGGUCCGGGACGGUUCUUGGACGCCCACCGGGGCCUCAGAGCCCGCCUGCUGGCUCCCCUUCCCCAAUCCGCGCUUCUUUUCUUCCUCCUUCCCUCCUCCCUAGCUCCAGGCGUCCUCAGGGCUGUUUUUCCCCUUUUGGAACCGGAAGGGCUGCGGAGGACUAGGAAGAGAAAUGAAAGGGCUGCCUACCUAAAUCACUUGGCCGCACAAUGAAGUGACCCUACUGCGAUACAAAUUCUGAACGGAAGCACAACGCUGCAAAUUUCACAGCAAGAGCCUUAAUGAGCCAGGUGGCCAGUGCAGUCCGCGCUGCAAAUCUAGGCCCCAGGUUUCUUCAGACAGCCUCCACACCCCCACCUCUCAAGGAGCAGCAGAUUCUGAGGCCAGAAGCAUCUGCAAAAUGCCAGAGAGGAGCUCACAUGAGGCUGAGGCCUAAGGGGAUCAGUUUAACUAAAAGUCUCCCUAGUGAGUUGAGGCAGAGAUGGGUAGAGCUAGGUCUAGACCAACAAAACUGCUAAACCUGGUCUAACUGAAGAGUGUUUAUACCUCAGAUGUCCUCAGCCGGGACUCUGCCUGACUUUGGAGAACUGGAUGAUCAGUAGGAACAUUAAUUCAGCUUUGUAAUAAGAAUAGACAUGGGCUCAAGUCCUGUCUCUUACCAGUACAAUCUUGGACAACUCGUUAGAGCUUUCAGUCCAUAUUCCAGAAGUAAAGUCAAGUCACAGGGCUGACUUGAUCCUGGUGUGGUCAGCCAGCAAGGUGGAGAUCUUUGUACAUUUUCACCACUAGUGAUACCCAUGUAAGAUAUGAAGUUACUCUGUGGGUAACUUUGCUCCUUGACGAGGAGGUGGGUACUGCUCCCAGGCAGAGAGGCAACCCUGUGCCCAACAUGAAUUGAUCUGUCUUCAGGCCGAGUGUGGGUGUGAACCUUGGUCAGGCCCACGCUGCUCUCCAUCCCUAGCCCACGUACUAGAGUUUGGACUUGGAUCAAAGUCUGAGGCAGCUCCCUAAUUCCUAAGGCGCUGGAGGCGUGAUUGCGCCAGUUGGCUGCCAGUGCGUUCCGCAGCUCAAGUCCUCGCUACCCCUGCAGGUGCUGCUGCUGCCUCUACUUCAGACCAGGUAGCACUCAGGAGCGGCCACUCUGCAGCAGCUCAGAGCAGAAGUGUGAGCUCAACUUGUUUCAGAACUUCCCUACCAUGACCUCCAAGAAGCUGGUGAACUCAGUGGAAGAGUGUGCUAAUGAGGCCCUUGCUGGGGUAGUGGCCUGCAACCCUAACCUGCAGCUCCUCCAAGGGCACCGUGUGGCCCUGCGAUCUGACCUGGACAGCCUCAAAGGCCGGGUGGCACUUCUUUCAGGUGGAGGCUCAGGCCAUGAGCCUGCCCAUGCCGGUUAUAUCGGGAAGGGGAUGCUGACAGGGGUCAUUGCAGGCUCCGUGUUCGCUUCUCCAGCUGUGGGCAGCAUCCUGGCAGCCAUUAGAGCUGUGGCCCAGGCAGGCACAGCGGGCACCCUCCUCAUCGUGAAGAACUACACUGGAGAUCGACUCAACUUUGGAGUUGCUAUGGAGCAGGCCAAGGCCGAGGGCAUCUCUGUGGAGAUGGUGGUAAUUGGAGAUGACAGUGCCUUCACUGUCCUGAAGAAGGCAGGCCGGCGUGGCCUGUGUGGCACAGUGCUUAUCCACAAGGUGGCAGGUGCUCUGGCUGAGGAAGGUGUGGGGCUGGAGGAGAUCGCAAAGCGGGUGAACAUGGUCGCCAAGUCCAUGGGUACUCUGGGGGUGAGCUUGUCCUCCUGUAGUGUCCCUGGCUCCAGACCCACCUUUGAGCUCGCAGCUGAUGAAAUAGAAGUCGGCCUGGGAAUCCAUGGGGAAGCUGGUGUUCAGCGGGUAAAGAUAGCACCUGCUGAUAAGAUUGUCACUCUCAUGCUUGACCACAUGACAAACACCUCCAAUGUAUCCCAUGUGCCUGUACAGUCAGGCUCUUCAGUGGUGCUGAUAGUCAACAAUCUGGGUGGCCUGUCUUGCCUGGAACUGGACAUCAUAGCUGAUGCUGCUGUACGCUUGCUGGAGGGCCGUGGGGUGAAGAUUGCCCGUGCCAUGGUGGGUACCUUCAUGUCAGCACUAGAGAUGCCUGGUGUUUCCCUUACCCUGCUGCUUGUGGAUGAACCCCUGCUGAAGCUGAUAGAUGCUGAAACUACUGCAGCAGCCUGGCCUCACAUGGCCAAGAUCCCUGUGACUGGGCGGAAGCGGAUCCGAGCAGCUCCCACAGAGCCUCCAGAGGUCCCUCAGACCACUGCAGCAGAAGGUGCAUCGUCCAAGCAGAUGAAGCUCGUGCUGGAGCGGGUAUGCACCACCCUGCUCGGACUGGAGGAGCACCUGAAUGCCUUGGACAGGGCUGCUGGUGAUGGGGAUUGUGGCAUCACUCAUAGCCGUGCUGCCAAAGCCAUCCAGGGCUGGCUAAAGGAGGACCCAGCUUUAGCCAACCCUGCCCAGGUACUCUCCAAAGUGUCUGUUCUGCUGCUGGAGAAGAUGGGAGGCUCAUCUGGGGUGCUCUAUGGCCUGUUCCUGACUGCAGCUGCCCAGCCUCUUAAAGCCAAGACUGACCUUUCAGCCUGGUCUGCUGCCAUGGAUGCUGGCCUGGAGGCCAUGCAGAGGUAUGGAAAGGCUGCACCAGGAGACAGGACAAUGCUGGAUUCUCUGUGGGCAGCAGGACAGGAGUUCCAAGCCUGGAAGAGCCCAGGAACAAGUCUCCUCCCAGUCCUGACUAAAGCAGUCAAGAGUGCUGAAGCUGCAGCCGAGGCCACCAAGAACAUGGAAGCUGGCGCUGGGAGAGCUAGUUACAUCAGCUCUGCACGGCUAGAUCAGCCGGACCCUGGAGCGGUGGCAGUGGCCGCCAUCCUCCGUGCCAUCCUGGAGGCCUUACAGACACAGAAAGCAUGACUGCUCUUCUCCUCAGUGCUGCCCCGUUCCUUACUUCUCUUGCUCACCCUAGCAUCCCUCCUCUGCAUGGAGCAGGACAUCCUCCACUGCACCUCCAGUACUGUUCCGUGAACAUAAACAAGUGUCUGGCUGGGUGAUCCUGUGCUCUGCCAGCAAGCAUGGCCCUUUCCCUCCUCAGGGAAGAGAAGUCCCUCAGGUCGUGUUCACCCCACCCCAGGCAGCUCUGAAUGUCAGUGAUAAGGCUUAUCCUGAGUACAACAUAGCCUCUAACUGGGUGUACCCAUUUGGUUUCAGGACUCCAGGCCUCUUCCUCUGGAAGGCCUCUUCCUCUGGAAGGCCUCUUCCUCUGGAAGGCCUCCCAUACCCAGUGUAUGAAAGAAAGCUAAUAAAACCCAUGGAAGCCACAGCUGCUGCCUC